AUGUUUUCGCCUGGAUCCAGUCGGAAGCCAUUGCUCAGGUCAACUUCUGAUCGUCCAACCAUGAGGAAUUUGCCACUUUUUCUUUUCCUUUUCGGGCUUGUUUUCUUUUUUUAUUUAUUCUACAUCUACCAGGCUCAAUCUACCGAGUUGGCUAUUCUCAGAGAGCAACUUGAAAACUUGCAACAAAUAAAUGUCAAUACUAAAAAACAGUUAAUAGAUGCCAAGGCUGAAAUAGAGAAGUUCAGGAAUGUUGAAGAAGCCAUGAAAAACGAAAAUGUCGAAUGUAUUAACAAGUUUGAUGAAUGUACAACACAACUUCGGAAUGCUAAACUCAAAGUUGACAACGAUGUUUUAGAAAAAAAUAAAUUGGAACGUACGAUCAAAGACAAAGAAGAUUUAGUUAUUGAACUUCGUAGGAGUGUGGCGGAGGGCGAAAGAAACACAACUUCUUUAAAAAGUUUACUUUCAUCUCAAGAAGUGAUUUCCAGACAGUUGAACGAAAAAGUUGAGAUUCUCAAGAAAGAAAUGGCCGCCUUAAAAGGAACGGCCAAUUCUCUUUCCAGAAAUAUUGAAAAUCCAGUAAACGAGCAGGUUCCCCAAUUCAAAGUACACGAAACCGCCGUGGAAGUUACAACAACCUUAUCGAGCGCUGUCCUUAAUUCCUUCGACUUGGUUGCUCAGAGGCCACACGAAGGCGAGGUUCCUCAGCUAGCCUUACCUGUUGGUCCAGGAGAUCGCGUUAAGUUGGAGGAUCAAGCUGAAGAGCCAGCGAGAGACGCUGACAAAUCUCUGGCUAGAGAUGAGGACUAUAAUGAGAAGAAACAUCCUCCCGCACCAGAUACCCUACUGGAAAAUGGAGGGGAACAACUAUAA
This is a messenger RNA of Auanema sp. JU1783, 873 nucleotides long. NCBI's taxonomy places the organism in Eukaryota, Metazoa, Nematoda, Chromadorea, Rhabditida, Rhabditidae. The record is from the annotation of a GenBank genome assembly.